AGGACAGGACCGCUGGGACUGGACACGGCACCGCGCCCCUCCCGGAACGCGCAGUUUACGCGAGCCCGGAGGAGCCUUCUGGGGGCGACAGCGACCAAUUACCGCUCGUGGCGGCCUGAUGACGGCUGGCUCUGGGGCUGGCUGCGGGGAGGGGAGAGGCCUGCUAUCCAAUAAGAAGCUGCCUGAAAGAGCGAUGGGGCGUUGCCAAGGUUCAAAUUCUAUAAUUUCCUCCAGUACAAAGAGCAUGGAAAAAGGUGUGGCUAAAAUAUUAGAUGAUAUUCUGCAUCAGGCAGCUCCCGAGGACCCAACAGUAGCAGCUUUUGAGAAAGCAGGUUAUUUCCAGGAAAAUGGCUUGAGCAAUUCUGAAUUUGCUUCAAGUUCAAAUGGGCAAGAUGAUGAUUUGAAGAAAUUAUUGGAUGACAUUCUGCACCAAGCGGCUCCCGAAGAUACAGCCAUCGCAGCUUUUGAGAAAGCAAGUACAGCAGCCGUGUCAGGUACCAGGAAAGACCCGGAUGAAAGAACCAAUGUGCCCUGGAAUUCUGAGGAACCAGACUAUUUUCUUGACAGUAUGGACAAUCUUCCAGAUGACGACCGAAUUUCAGAGGAAAAGAGGAAUAGAGACUCUUCCCUGAUUCACAAGGCUGUGACUGUGGCAGCACUGCGAAAAUCUGCCAGUCCAGAUCUGCCUUGUGGGCAGCUUCUGCACUUCCUACAGAAGAACAUCACCUCGGUCGCCUUUACGGUGGCGGCAAUCCUCGGAGUCAUGGUGCUGUUGGUGUUCCUGCUGACUUUUUAUGUGAAGAGGAGGCAGUCUUUGCAUCCUCCAGCGAACAUGACUUACAAUAUUUUUAUAUUGGAUGAAAAGAGUUGGUGGCAAAAGCCUCAGGAAAGUGUCAAAAAAUUUGCAGAAAAACACAAACACUUGAAGUACAAUUCCUGUGUGUAAACCAGUUCAAGGAGCUGCCCAAACCAGGAUCUGAGAUGGUGAUGUGAGGAUAUUCUCCAUCCAGACACCAUGGAGAGACUACUGAGUCUCUGGCUGUGAGGUGUAUUUACCUUCUCUUCCCAGUCUUGAAUGGAACAAGAAAGAACGUUUUACCAUCGAUGUCUAUAUUGGCAAGGCACUAAUGACCAGUGCAAGAGACUUAGGACAAGUAUUUAAAGACAAACCUGACCAAUGAUGAUGGGUUUAUUUAUUUAAUAAAGCAAUGGUUUAUUUAGUCAUGGAUGGCAGAUGCUACUUGAACAUCUGAUAUGUAUUGUAGAUAAUAUCAGAAGAAAAGGAGGGAGCCACAGGUGAGCCAGGCAUGGAUUGUGUCCCCCAAGGUCACAUGCAGUGCCAACAUCUAUUAUCUUUUUCAAACAGGACUGCAGGAAGCAUUAUAUGAAGAAAGUGGGAACUCACAAGGGGAGCAUAUUUCCUGCUUGAGUGGCCAGGAUGGUUACAACAGGAAAAGGAAAUGGGAUGGUUGAGAAUAUAAUGAAGGGGUUCAUUUAAAUGGAUGUGAAGGGAGUUUGAAACACCCCGGGGCAGACAAGAGUAGGAGCCGUUGCCAUCAGGGAUUGGAGCAGCAAGAAAAACCCAAAGAUGGCUGGCAGUGCAACUCAGCAGUGGAACGCUUGCCUAGCAAGCAUGAGGCCCUAGGCUCAAUCCCCAGAGCAGGGCAAAAAAAUAAGGAGAGUCAGAGAGAGCCUUAGACAGGCUAGACUCCUCUGUGGGACUAUGGGUGAAUUGCAAAACGCAUCAGGAAGGAAUCUGGGGAACAAAUGCCUCAAACUCAUGGUGGUCUUGACCUUCAAUGUCC
Messenger RNA from Fukomys damarensis (Damara mole-rat), 1805 nucleotides. RefSeq names its product chromosome unknown C2orf92 homolog (gene CUNH2orf92). The coding region runs from base 119 to 946 and encodes 275 amino acids. The record is from RefSeq and is a predicted model, not a curated record. Lineage: Eukaryota; Metazoa; Chordata; Mammalia; Rodentia; Bathyergidae. The transcript has 9 exons.